This is a messenger RNA of Colletes gigas, 2869 nucleotides long. It is a transcript of the gene Sec3, whose product is annotated as exocyst complex component 1. The transcript is spliced from 12 exons. Gene Ontology annotation, cellular component: plasma membrane; exocyst. Gene Ontology annotation, molecular function: phosphatidylinositol-4,5-bisphosphate binding. Gene Ontology annotation, biological process: Golgi to plasma membrane transport; exocytosis. The record is from RefSeq and is a predicted model, not a curated record. NCBI's taxonomy places the organism in Eukaryota, Metazoa, Arthropoda, Insecta, Hymenoptera, Colletidae. Bases 216 to 2795 code for a protein of 859 amino acids.
GUUAUAUCAAUGAGAUAGAGAACUGUCAUAGAGAAAUACUGUAUUUAUCAGAAUUUAACAAAGACAUAAUUAGUACAUUGUUAUUGAUUCAUAAUUGUUGAUAAUAUCAUAUGAAAAUAUGGUCCUGAAAUUAAGAUAUUUUUAAAUUAUAAAUCGAUAAGUAAAUUACCAACCAAGUUGUAUGUAGAAAGUUAAUAAAAAUUUAAACUACAAUUAUGGCAGCGAUACGACAUACACUGCAAAGAGAAGUGUUUACACCUAGCGAUGAGAAAUUACUAAGCGUGUGUUAUGUGAGUAAGGCAUAUAAAAAGAAGAAAAUGAGUUUUCUAUGUUUGAGCACAACUACAGAUACACCUCCAUCGUUGCUCUUAUAUCAAGUAAAGAAAAAUGAUAAAAAUGUAUUUAAAAAGAAACAGUCAUGGUCGUUGAGUGAUAUUCAAAUCGUGGAUGGAGUUAAAAAUGAUUCCAUGGAUAUAGAAUUACAUAUAGAUAAAAUCUACAAGUGGUCAGUGACAACAGUUCAAGAACGAAGAACAUUCAUAAGCAAUUUGUAUACUUAUUCUUGUAGUUUAGCCCAAAGACCACAAUUUAAAAAUAUUCCUAAGGAAUGGCUUAUAGAUCCAAGUUCAUUGAAGGAAAGCGACAGUAUUACUUUUACACCAGAACUUCUUACAUCGCCAAUCUCAUCAGAUUACCAACCUAUUACUGAAAAAGAGACUGCUGAUUUAAAACAGAUGAUGGAAAACUGUGAAUAUGCUGUUUCUAAUGCUGAACUAUUUAUGGAAACACUUUCCAAAGAUCUCUCCAUUCUUGAUGGGGAAAAUGUACAAUCAGUUUUGGCAUCGGAAGCUCGAGUAACUCAACUGAUGAAUAGUAUAGAAGCAGCAAUAACCGAAGCUUCUAUUGUCGAGGCUCGUCUUGCAGCAUAUGAUGAAGCGCUUGGGAGAAUUAGAGAAGUUAUGGCCCGCGUAGGUCAAAAGAAUCAAGCUAUCCAUACAGCCAAUAAUAAUGCAAAAUUUUUGUUAGAUCAGUUAAACACAGUAAUUUCACAGUUAGAUGUUUCGCUAGUUCAUCAACGUAUUUUGAGCGAAGCCGAGCUUCCAGGAGAGAAGGAAGGACUUAGCCAAGCAGGUGCUGCUCUUUUAAAAGCAACAACAGCUCCUUUGCCACCAGGGCUCGAUAAGUUGAGCGCAGUGACUGAACAAAAAAGACGACUGGAUAAGCUCAGAGCAAAAUUUUCUGUAAUUGUGGCUAGGCAUUUAAAUAACCUUUUUAUACACUUGGGUAAUGAUGUUGGAGACAUGUCAAUGUCUAUGGCAGAUUUAAUUCUCCCAACGCAUCAAGCAGUUCAUCAUGAACUUGAACCAUACACAGAGUUAAUGCAAUUACUAAGAGCACUAGAUAAUAAGGCUUUUAUACAAUUAACCAAAGUUUAUACAGAUACAAUGAGCAAAUUAUAUAAAAGGGAUUUAAAACGAUUUUUUGAGGAAGCAAAAAAUAAACUUAUUUGCAAACGUCUCCAAGCUAAUACAUCAAGAUCUAGCGGACAGAAAGCAGAAGAAUUACUAAAUCCAGCACCUAUUUGUCUAUUGAGUGGCGAUAUAUGGGCACCUGUAGGGGAUGGAAAUCUUUUGGAUUCAGUUCUCGACUGUAUGCUUUCACAAAUGCAACCAGUUUGUCUUGCAGAGCAAGCCUUUUGUAUUUCAUUUCUACAAUUGGAUUCUGUCCUUUCUCCGUCGAAAAGUAGUGAAAUAGAAGAAACAGAUAAUGUCAGUAAUGGAGCUGCAAGUCCUGGAUCAGUAACCUCUACAGCAAGUAAAAAGUUAGAAAGACAAGUAAAUGAAGAGGUGCGUGCGACGAUGGCAGCUAUAUUUCCAUCAUUGGAAACUGAAUUGAAUAAUUUUAUUGCUUUUCUAGACAAAAUUGAUAGUUUUUGGUGUAUGUAUGUCUUAGUGCGUUUAUCGCAACAUGUUAUGUCAGCCCAAGACACUGGUUCCUUUUUGUCCAUGACAUUUGCUUCUGCUUUAAUUCAAGUUAAGAGAGCAUUCGAUAAAUUCAUGCAAACACAGUUGCAGUCAAUUUUAUGCGAUACAAAAGUGAAUCGUAGAAAUAAAUGUGGUAUAUUGCCAUAUGUUGAAAAUUUUGAACCAUUUGCAAGAAUAGCAGAAAAAAUUUUCAGAAACUCGGAUAGAAAAGUUGAUCUUGAGAAGUGGUAUACUAAAGUAGUGAGUACAAUGUUUGAAGCUAUCGUCAUCCACAGUAGAGAACACCAUAAAACCCCGCAAGAAGUUGUGAAAAUGGAAAAUUUUCAUCAUUUAUACGAUCUUUUAUCACAAUUAAAAAUAUCUGUGCUUGAUCAUGAACGUAAGGAAGCUAAACAAAAAUAUCAAGAUGCUCUACGUGCGUACGUUACACAAUACUUUGGAAGACCUCUAGAAAAACUUAAUCUAUUCUUUGAAGGCGUACAAGCCAAAGUCGGCGCUGGAGUUAAAGAAUCCGAAGUCAGUUAUCAAAUGGCUUUUAGUAAACAAGAACUUAGACGCGUUGUAAAAGAAUACCCAGCCCGAGAAGUUAAAAAGGGUUUAGAAAAUCUGUAUAGAAAAGUUGAGAAACAUUUAUGCGAAGAAGAAAAUUUAUUACAAGUUGUUUGGCGUGAAAUGCAAGGUGAAUUCAUUGCGCAGUAUAUAUAUAUAGAGGAACUGAUUCAAAGAUGUUAUCCAGAUAGUAUGGUAACACUUGAGUUUACUAUACAAGACAUUUUAGAAUUUUUCUCAGAAAUAGCCAGGUCCCAUUAAGAAGUCUACUACCCAAUUGUAAAAUAAAUAAAACACCGUAAUAAAUUUUAGUAUUUAGAUGAAAUAAUAGAACA